AACAAAAACAAAAAAAAAAAAAAAAACCUAAACUUCUCUCUAUCAGACUCGCUCCGAGUUCCCAACUCUCGCUUUUCUCUCUCACUCUCUGAAAUUAGGGUUUCACAGUGCCGGCGGUGCUCUGUUUCUUAUGCGAUCCUCGUUUUUCAAUGCCGGCGAAUCCCUCCCGGAGAUUCUCCACAAUUGUUCGAUUCCUUGGCCGAUUGCGGCGUGCAGCUAAGUUCCGGUGUUCGUUUCAGUUCAAAUAGCGGUUCCUCAUUGAAUUGGAGCUGCUCCGGUGGUUUCUGCGAUGGCGCCUAGCCGGAGGAAAGGAGCUAGCAAAGCCGCUCAGGCCGCCGCCGCUCGCCGCCAGUGGAAGGUCGGCGAUCUUGUGCUUGCUAAAGUCAAAGGCUUCCCGGCUUGGCCUGCUACGGUAAGUGAGCCGGAGAAGUGGGGUUACUCUGCUGAUUGGAAGAAAGUACUCGUUUUCUUCUUUGGAACACAACAGAUUGCUUUCUGCAACCCUGCUGAUGUUGAGGCAUUUACUGAGGAGAAGAAACAGUCUCUUCUUGGCAAGCGUCAUGGGAAGGGUGCUGAUUUUGUUCGUGCAGUCCAGGAGAUUAUUGAUAGUUUUGAGAAGUUGAAGAAGGAGGACCAAGUUGAUGAGUUCAACUCUAGUGCAAAUGGUGGGAACUCAGUUGACUCUUCAUGCAAUUUUGGUUCAAAGGAUCAGAAAGAAGCUCCUGAAGCUAUUCUUGAUUUACAUCCAAAAUCUUCAUCUUCUACCAUUGAUAAAAAUGAACCAAGUAACUCUGUUGAGGAUGCUUCAGCUACUGCACUAGUAGAUGCCACCCUUGAUAAGGAGGACUUGAUAGAGGAGCCUGCUGCUACAACAAUGGUUUCUGAAACACCUGUGCCAACAACAUGCUCUUCCAAAAAAAGAUCUGGAGAGUUGCGAUUACAGAGCUGCGUCUCAAAAAGUGAGGAAGCACCAGCUCGUAGGUCAAGAAGCUCAUCCAGGACGGAAUUACGUAGAUUAGGGAGCUUCAUAAUGCCAUGUGAUGAUGAUGCCAAGAAUGCUGGGUAUGUAUCUGCUAAUGCAGUUCAGGACAGAAGCUUAAGAAGGAAUAAACGAACACGGAAAUCACCUGAUGCCUCCGUGUGUGAUAAUGUUAAAUUGGCAGCUUCUGUUUCAAAUGGUUGUGUUGAAGACGAUGGUUCUGAAGUUGUUCCAGUUGAUUCUGGCACAUUUAGUUUGAACGACGGCAGUGUUAUUGAUUCUGGUUGCAAAGGAGAACACUCGGACGCUGUUGCUGAAUGCAUGGAAGGAGAUGCUGAGUUGAUUAAAGGACUUGAUCUUCAAAUAAAGGCUGUUAGUAAGAAGAAAAGGAAACCAAACAGAAAGAGAGGUACUAAUGAUGCAGCUGAGCCUAUUGCUAUAUUGGACAAGGAGACGGUUCAAGAAGUUAAUUUGCAAAGCAGUAGUCAAAGCAUGCAGACUGAUUGUGGAAAUAUGAAUGGAAAUUUUUCCAAGGAAGAUGGAGAUGAGCACCUGCCGUUGGUGAAACGAGCCAGGGUUCGUAUGAAUAAACCAUCUUCUGUUGAGGAAGUUGAUAGCUCUUCACAUAUUGAAGAAAGUCUGAAGGAAGUCAUGCUCAUUCCAUCAGGGUUGAUCAGCACAUCUCCAAUAUGUGAUGACAUUUGCCCUAGUGGUAGGGACUCAUUUGUGGUAAAUGUAUCUCUAGAUAAUACUACACCUUCAAGAGUUGGCACUCAAAGUUUGGAAAAUAGGCCUCAGCUUUGGAACUCGAAGAAAGACCAGUCUUUUGGUGGUUUGGCUGAUGGUGAAGCUGUUUUACCUCCAUCUAAGCGUCUUCAUCGUGCACUAGAAGCCAUGUCAGCUAAUGCAGCUGAGGAUGAUGAAAGAUGUAACUAUGAUUCAUCAGCCAUGAGGACAUCUACUAUUGAUUGUAAUAAUUCUUCCGGGAACAAAUCCGUUACUAUAAAUGUGGAAAGUUAUUCAGGGAAUGGUCUGGGACUGCAUAGUGAAGACUCUUUUGGCAAUAAUGCUUCGGGGUCCUCUACCAGUCCAAACCGAGUAAUCCUGGAGGAAAAUACUAAGUCAGCAAUGGAAGUGGAUGUAUGUGAUCAAAGAAGGAAUAGUCCUGACACUCGGAACAAUCAAUCCGUUAAUGGUUUUCCAGAUUCUGGGAACCGUUCUAGUGGUGAAAUUCUUUCUGCUGGUUCUACCGGCUGUUGUGCUAUUGGAACUGCAGUUCAGACCAGAAGUCUAGGGAAUUUAUCACCUAGUAUGGAGAGAAGAGAUGCUGGUACUGAAUGUAAUCAAGGUUCAAUGGUAGAGUGUCCUCAAAAAGAUGAAGGUCAUGCAAAAUUUGAAUCAAGUAAUAAUGCAGAAAAUCUUGGUACUGAUUGUGAGAAAAUUGAAUCAAGGAUUAAAGAUGAAAUUGGUGAUACUAAUUGCGAUACUUUUGAGCAUACGUUGAAGAGCUUAGAUCCUGUACCAGGCACCAGCCAUGGAUUUGUUGAAGUUCCACAUUGUGUUGAUGCUAGUCCACUUCACUGUGGUGCAGAGAGCCCUAGGGAAAAAAUCAAGUGUCUGGAUCCUCAGUCACAAGAGAACAAAGACGUAAAGGACAUGUUGGAUGCUCUAAAAGAGGUCAAGCAUACACACAUAGAGAAAGAUCCUAGUUCAGUUUCCUGUCCAAAUGAGUACUUGACUGAAAAACAUGUUGCUGGUGUCCGGUCAAGUCCUAACUUAACAGAUGGAGGAGAUUCUCUUGCACAAGCAUCACCUCCUAAUACUUCAGCCUGUCGUAUUUCUACUUCUGAUAGUAGUAAUAUUCUUCAGGACAACGGCAGUUGUAGUCCGGAUGUUGAUUUGCAGCACAAGAGAACAUCUACUCCACCAGUUGAUGAGGAUGAAAGGUCAGAAGCAGUGGUUUGUCAGAGAUCAAAGUCUGUGAGCAGGUAUGCAGAAGCACUUGCUGCUCUGUCAUCCUUUGAGACAAUUCUAGGAACCUUGACAAGGACCAAGGACAGCAUUGGUCGAGCAACUCGUGUAGCUAUUGAUUGUGGAAAGAUUGGUGUGGCUUCUAAGGUGUUGGAAAUUUUGGCACGUCAUCUGGAAAAUGAGUCGAGCUUACACCGUAGGAUCGAUUUCUUUUUCCUGGUGGAUUCAAUUGCUCAGCAUUCUCGAGGUGUGAAAGGUGAUAUUGGUGGUAUGUUUUCUUCUGCUAUUCAAGCAGUGCUACCACGGUUAUUGUCAGCUGCUGCUCCUCCUGGAAGUUCAGCUAAUGAGAAUCGUAGGCAGUGUCUAAAGGUUUUGAAACUUUGGUUGGAGAGAAGGAUUGUCCCCGAGUCCAUAAUCCGUCGCCAUAUGCGAGAACUUGAUACUAUUGGUGGCUCUUCUGCUGGUGCCUAUUGCCGGCGCUCCUCUAGAACAGAAAGGUCUUUGGAUGAUCCUCUUAGAGAGAUGGAGGGUAUGCUUGUCGAUGAAUACGGAAGCAAUUCAAGUUUUCAACUUCCGGGAUUCUGUAUGCCCCGCAUGCUCAAGGAUGAAAAUGGUGGAAGUGAUUCUGAUGGGGAAAUUUUUGAGGCUGUCACCCCUGAACAUAACCCUCUAACUAAUGAAGAACAUGAAGUCGCUCCUGCAACUGAAAGGCAUAGGCAUAUCUUGGAAGACGUUGAUGGAGAACUUGAAAUGGAGGAUGUGGCUCCGUCUUGUGAUGUUGACAUGAGUUCAUCUUGCGGUGUUGCUGGAGUCAAUGUUGUGCAGGCUUCACAUAAUCAGUUUGAACAACAUUUUUCACAUCCCUUUGCCCCUCCACUACCUCAAGAUGUGCCUCCCUCAUCUCCUCCACUACCAUCGUCUCCUCCGCCCCCACCAGCAGCGGCUCCUCUGCCCCCACCUCAUGUCAUUCACCCUCCAUGUGCUACGUCUGAUUUGAAUCCAUACACUGACUCACAUAAUGUGCAUGACAGCAGAGUUCCACCUCCGCCUCUGCAGUUGAAUGGGCCAAGAAUUAACCAAGCAAUUCCUGAUGCAGUGCACUAUCAUGGCGCUGAAUCUAGAGAUCUUCACAGGCAGAUGCCUGAUUCUACUUCCUGCUCGUAUAGUAGUUUUCCUUCAAAUUCAGGGAGAAAUAUUCCACAAACUGAUGGGCCUACAUUCCAUGGCAAAGGUUACCCUUUACGGCCACCUCAUGCUCCACCGUCAAAUCAGUUUUCUUAUGUAAAAGGAGACCAUCAUGUAAAGCCACGGCGUGAAGUCCCGCCGCCUUAUCACAACAGAUUUGACUUCAUGCAGAAUGGGGACCGAGAACACUAUUACAAUAAUCAUGAAAGAAUGAAACCAGCUCCUUAUGAGCCCCGUGAGAACUGGAGGUUUCCUGCACAUUCUUAUUCUGGUCCUCGCUAUCCUGAAAAGGGCAAGGCGUCUUAUGGAAAUGCUCCGUUUGCUGGCCCCCCUCGUGGACCAACAAGAUUACCUGGUCAUGGGUGGAGAUUUCCUCCACGGUCAGCAAACCACAGACACUCUUUUAUACCGCCUUAUGAUGGUCCGAUACCUGUCACCAACAGAGGUCCAGGAUUUUGGCGGCCUAAACUUGUCCCUCUCUGGAAAUUGCAAAUCGCAGUGAUGGGUGCUACGCAGUCGUGCCUCACCGAGCAAUCAAUCCACGAAUUCAUUGUCAAGGACACCAAAGGCAAUGACGUCGACCUCAGCAUUUACAAAGGGAAGGUCCUCCUGGUCGUCAACGUCGCUUCCAAAUGCGGUUUUACAGAUACGAAUUACACACAGCUGACUGAGCUCUACGGCAAAUACAAGGACAAAGGUUUUGAGGUCCUGGCGUUUCCAUGCAAUCAGUUUCUGAAGCAAGAGCCUGGAACAAGCACGGAUGCGGUUGAAUUUGCAUGUACAAGGUACAAGGCUGAAUAUCCGAUCUUCAAGAAGAUACGUGUGAAUGGGCCAAACACAGAACCUGUGUACAAAUUCCUCAAAGCAAGUAAACCUGGAUUUUUGGGGAGUAGGAUAAAGUGGAACUUCACUAAGUUCUUAGUUAACAAGGAUGGCAUUGUCAUCGGACGUUACAGCCCAACCACCUCUCCCUUGAGUAUUGAGGUCUCUUUCUGUCUUUCUCUCUUACACACGCGCGUGCGCGCACACACACACAAAGAUUGCUCUUCUUGUCACUAAAAGUAGUCAUUGUUCCCCUUUACACAGGCUGACAUCAAAAAAGCACUAGGAGAGGUAUAAGAAUGAAGCAGUGUAGAUGUGUUGUCUGUUGUCUGUUAAUCAUUUUUCCCGUUCCUGUGUCUUUCUCGCUCUUUUCCCUCCAUGUAACUUUAGUUUGCUAUUGCAUAAUAUUUAUUAUUUGUUUGUGCUUUGUCUACCCUGUAGUUAACAUUCAUGUACAAAUGGAAUUACUCCUUUGCAAAUGAAAUGUAAGUUGUUUGGUUAUCAUGGCUGGUAAUUAAGUGGCCAGUUUGUCGAUUGUACUAGCACAAUUCCGAGUUGAAUGUUAGAGGUUUAUGUAGAGUUUGCUAAUAAUACUUGGUUAAAAUUCUUGAAAAAUGUUAUCUUCUCAGUCGAAUACGCUAGAAGUUGUUUUAGGAUGAAUUUAUUUAUCCUUCAUCUAGAGAUUGAUACUACUCAUUCCAUCAGUUUCAAUGGCAUGCAGUACUUUUAUGGGGGGUAGUGUUUGGGGAAUCAGUUUUAGGCUGACUGAAACUGUACUAACCAAGAUGGUAGCUACACAAUUAGCUAGCUUAAAUAUCAGUCUUAAACAAGGAGCUUCACAAGCAAAUGUCUAGGAUCAAAAUAUAUUGGUCUUAUAUGUGUAUUAGACACAAUAAAUAUAGAAACCAAUCUUUCAAGCUCAGUCAAUUGCCAGGGUCCCUUUCCGUCCAUCUACUCUUUAACGCCUCCAGUAUGAACUUAUAAGCACUCUGGGAGAUAGGUUUGGCUAUUAGUCUCACAUUUGCAGCACAGCUCCCUUUUUAGUCAAGCUCAUCCUCUACCUUUCUAGGGAAGCUUAUAUCAGGACAGUACAAAAAUUUCAAGCACGAAAUAUCCAAGCAUUGUCCAACUAAAUUCCCAGCGGCUGCUACUAAGUCAAGUCAAACUGCCCAUUUUCUGCUAAUAAAACAAAUUGAUGAAGUUAAACCAUAAACAAAAAUUACGAAUUUUCUUCUUUCAUGUCGAAUAAUCAAAUUAUAUGAGAAGCAAACAAGAUGUUAAAUUAAGUCAUCGGACAUGUUGAGUCAUGGGUGGGUUAUUAAAAAAUAUAAAUAUAAAUUCAUUACCUGCUUCCCUUGACCACCAUUUUACCAAAUCCAAAAGCUUCAAUUCACACCUAGGAAUUACUAUAUUCUCACAGCAAAGAAAGUACUACUCUAUUCUCAGAUUGGGAAAAAUAAUAUUUACUAUUGAAAAAAAAACAAA
Fragaria vesca subsp. vesca is the source of this 6442-nucleotide messenger RNA. Its product is annotated as HUA2-like protein 3-like. Bases 290 to 5194 code for a protein of 1634 amino acids. The transcript has 16 exons. Gene Ontology annotation, biological process: regulation of transcription by RNA polymerase II; response to oxidative stress. NCBI's taxonomy places the organism in Eukaryota, Viridiplantae, Streptophyta, Magnoliopsida, Rosales, Rosaceae. Gene Ontology annotation, molecular function: double-stranded DNA binding; glutathione peroxidase activity; transcription coregulator activity. Gene Ontology annotation, cellular component: nucleus. The record is from RefSeq and is a predicted model, not a curated record.